CAGGAUGUCAUUCAAUUGUUAUUAAAUGAAUGGCGCCACCAAAGCAAUUAUCUUUCGCUAGUUGUUAGCUGUGCAUACCUGGCUGUAGGGUAUAUAGUUGUAUCGCCUGGUUUCACUAGCUAUAGCUAUAACACUAAAUCUAUUUGAUGACAACAAUGACCAAUGGUACUGGUAUAAGUGUGUGUGUUAUUGGUGCUGGCACAGCAGGACUUACGGCUUUGAAAAACUCUUUGGAACAUCAGCUGAAUGUGGUUUGCUAUGAACAGGGCAAAGUGUUGGGUGGCACCUGGGUAUACGAGGAUCUGUCGCCCAAUAUUCGUGACGAUGAUGAAAUACACAGCAGCAUGUAUCAAGGUCUAAGAACUAAUCUCCCCAAGGAAGUAAUGGGCUAUUUGGAUUUUCCCUAUCCCCAAUCGAUGCAAGAAUCUUUUGUAGGUUCUCAAGUGGUUUUGGAUUUUUUGAAUUUAUAUGCCGAUCAUUAUAAUUUAAAAAGGCAUAUCAAAUUUCAACAUGAAGUCGUAAGAGUUAAACCACGCUGCAAUAAUCAAUGGGAGGUCCACGUUUUAGAUCAUUGCACAGAUAAGUGUUUUGUGACCGUGUUCGAUAGAAUCUUUAUUUGCAAUGGUCAUUACACAAAGCCUCAGUAUCCUCGUAUAGAUGGAAUGGAAUUAUUUCAAGGUUGUAAAAUGCACAGUCAUAUCUAUCGAGAACCACAAAAGUUUAAGGGUGAAAAUGUGCUAAUUAUUGGUGCAGGACCAUCCGGCAUGGAUUUGGCUAAUCACAUUAGUAAAACGGCCAACAGGAUAUUUCUCAGUCACCACUUAAAGGAAGCGCCCGAUACAGAUUUCAUGGGAACCGUUACACAGAAACCCGAUGUAAAGCGUUUCACACGAACAGGGGCUAUUUUCAAAGAUGGCACCGAAGAGGAGUUCUCUUGCGUCAUAUUUUGUACUGGCUAUCAAUAUUCAUUUCCAUUUCUGAGCGUUGACUGUGGCAUCUAUGUGACCAACAACCAUGUCCAACCACUGUACAAACAUUGCAUAAAUAUUCAACACCCUACUAUGGCGAUCAUUGGUAUACCAUAUCUGGUUUUGCCCACACAGUGUUUCGAUCUGCAGGUGCGAUUUGCAUUGAAAUACUUUGUCAAUGAAAAAGAGCUGCCUUCGACAGAGGAAAUGAUGGAAGAACUUCGCCGUGAUAUGAAGGAAAGAAAAGAACGGGGUCUGUCCGAGAGAGAUGCUCAUCAAAUGGGUGAAAAACAGUUCGAUUAUUACAAAGAGCUUGCCGCAGUUGCGGGCCACAAUGUGAAGCCGGUCAUUGCUAAAAUUAUGAAGGACUGCUCCAAGAAAUACAUCUAUGAACUGGAAACCUAUCGCGAAUACCAAUUUACAAUUGUGGAUGAUGAGUAUUUCGUUAAAGUACCAUCAAAAUGAAAAGCUGUUCUUGAGCUUUAUUCUCUGCAUUUACUGUUAUCAUAUUUUUACAUACAUUUUUU
Messenger RNA from Musca domestica (house fly), 1495 nucleotides. RefSeq names its product flavin-containing monooxygenase 3 (gene Fmo-2). NCBI's taxonomy places the organism in Eukaryota, Metazoa, Arthropoda, Insecta, Diptera, Muscidae. The record is from RefSeq and is a predicted model, not a curated record. Gene Ontology annotation, molecular function: NADP binding; N,N-dimethylaniline monooxygenase activity; flavin adenine dinucleotide binding. Bases 147 to 1433 code for a protein of 428 amino acids. The transcript has 6 exons.